AAAUUGAUACGUCUAGUCGUCUACCACGAAGUAAUAGCAUCCUGGUGCUUUGUGUUUAAUACAAAACGUUUCCAGGAAGGUGCUCGUCAUAUUGCGCUGUUGCAAGGUAUUUUCUCGAACGAAGCAUACACUUUUAGCGACUUCAAAAAGUUAGCAAUUGAUGCACAGCCCGUGAAAAAAAACGAAACAACAUUUCUUUCGCCUAAAGCGAUGGAAAUGCGACUGUUCUAAAAUCGAAUCGAAAUUAUGCUCAGAGUGAGCCUCAACUACAAAGGUCUUGUUGGUCUGUGUAUAUUUUCGCUCUUUAUCGUUUACUACUUGAUGAAAAAUACGUCUCAAUUUUCGAAGGACAUAAAAUACACUAUGAAUCCAAUGCUUGAUUACAUGGGUGCUAACUUGGAGGUGCGAUAUAAGACUGGACCAAAUUAUGGGGCAGACAAAUUUAUUCAUGAAGUGACAAUAAUAAACAGCGGAGACCAAGAUAUUCCUCACGAAGGCUGGUCAAUCUACUUUAACAGUCUCCACCUUAUUGAGUUCGACACCUUGAAGAAAAACCGAGAAUAUUCACUUCCUCUGUGUGACUUCAUUAUCACACACAUGGAUGGUGGAUUCUUUAAACUAACACCUGAUCAAAACUUUAAAGGCAUCCCAGCUGGAGGAGCAGCUCUCAUCAAGUUCCGGAGCUACCAAACCGCAUCCCGAUCCUACAUCCUCCCACGAUGGUACGUGUCUGCUCCUGAUCACGCUCCUGUGAUUAUCCAGAGCACAGAUGACGAAGAUGUGAAGUUUGUGGAGGGUUUCAACAAAAUGGAGAAGUGGAAACGAUCUAGUGAUGAUAACGCUGAUCCAUUCACUCCACAAGAAAGAUUUGCCAGAGAUCGCAUAGAAGACUUAGUAGUUGCGCCCAUGAAAGUACUUCCUACUCCAAUACACUUCAAUGUAAAUUCUAAGAAAAUAAUGGUCUUAGACAGCAGUAAAUGGUGCGUGUGUUGCACCAAUCUACCUUCCAACAUACAGAAUGAAGCAAAGAGAAUAGCGGAUAUUCUCGGUGUUCAACAUAUACCAGGUUCAGAGCCCUGUCCGCCCAGUCAAGUCAUCAAAAUAAUAGUUGCUGAUGUAGAAGGGGUACCUAGUUCAAAUGAGGCUUAUAUGAUAAAGAUUGAUGAUUCAAGAGAGACCAUUAUAAUCACGGCACCACACGAAGCUGGGAUAUUUUACGCCGGACAAACUCUUCUUUCAUUGGCCGAGAGAAAUGGAAGUUUUCAGCUUAGUUUUCCAACGGGAACAAUCCAGGAUGGUCCAAGAUAUGGAUACAGGGGUUUACACAUCGAUGUCGCUCGUAACUUUGUUCCUGCUGAUGAAAUUAUUAAAAUUAUUGAGACGAUGGCGCUAUACAAGCUAAACAAACUUCAUUUCCAUCUAACCGAUGACGAAGGUUGGAGAAUUGAAAUCAAUGGAUUGCCUGAACUCACACAGAUUGGUGCUGUCAGGUGCCACACAGAAACAGAGGACACUUGUUUAUUCCCAGCUCUUGGCUCUGGACCCAACAAAGAUACAUCGGGCAGUGGUUUCUACACAGCAGAUGAUUAUAAACGUAUAUUACAAAGUGCGGUCGCCAAUCAUGUACAAGUUAUUCCUGAGGUUGAUACACCUGGUCAUUCACAUGCCGCGAUUAAUGCCAUGGAAGUCAGAUAUAGAGAAUUUAAUCUUCGUGGUGACACAGCAGCAGCUGACGAGUUCCGCUUGAUCGACCCUGAUGAUGUUUCCACGGCGAUGUCUGUUCAACAUUUCCGUAACAACGCACUUAACCCCUGCAUAGCUUCGUCAUACAAGUUUGUGGAGAAAGUCAUCACCGAGAUUAAAGCUCUUCACGCUGAUAUACAACCUCUUACCACAAUACACAUGGGAGGGGAUGAGGUUGCUAAGAAGUCUUGGGAGGGUUCUCCUGUAUGUGAGAAGUUUAUCAGUGAAGAAGAAGGGUUCCCAUAUAGCAAUGUUGACCUACAGGAAUAUUUCAUUCGUAAAGUUUCCGACAUUUGUACCAAACAUGGAUUAAACCUAGGAGUUUGGGAGGAUGGUGCUUUGAAAUCACCAGACACUGUUCCUUAUGAGAAAUCCUCCAUACCCUGUGAUGUGCUUGCUUAUUCAUGGAACAACGCUGGUUGGAGUCCUUACUUAGCUAAUAGAGCUUAUAAACUUGCUAAUGCAGGUUAUAAGGUUGUGAUGUCACAAGCCACCCAUUUUUACUUCGACCACCCCCAUGAACCAGAUCCUGAAGAGAUCGGUUUAUUCUGGGCAACGCGUUAUAUUGAUGAUCGUAAAGUGUUUGAGUUCAUGCCGGAACAUCUUUACUCAAAUGCAAAGUUCAACUUAAAUGCUGAACCAUUUUCAUCUGAAGAAGUGAAAAAUAUGCGAGAUACAAACCUGCCACUAACAGCGCCAGAGAACAUUAUUGGAAUGCAGGCUGCUGUGUGGUCAGAAAUGCUUCGUGAUGUCACAAAGUUUCAUUAUCAAUUAUUUCCACGCUUGAUUGCAUUCGCAGAGAGAGCUUGGCACAAGGCACCAUGGGAAGCAGAACAAGCAAAUGAAUGGACCAAACUACAAGAUUGGAGAGAUUUUGUAAACGUGGUCGGUUACAAGGAAUUAUCUCGACUCAGGAUUCGAAAUAUUCACUACAGAUUACCACCACCAGGUGUCAGAAUAACAGAUGAUGGGAAAAUUGAAAUUUGCUCUAAAUUCCCGGGUCUCACUUUCAAGUUUAGAACUGUUUCUGGUGACGAACAUUCUGAUUGGUCAGAAUGUGUGGACCAACAGCCAAUCACAGACAAGAAAGCGAUAUAUGAAUUCGUAACCACAGAUGGUCAAAGACAGAGCCGAAUUAUUCGAUUAUGAUGUCAUAAACUGUGAUAAAACAUUUCUUAUUUUGUCAUAACUUCAACUUUAUAACUUAAUUUUUUCUGGUAUAAUUUGUAAGAUAGUGGGGUGGGGGAGAAUGGGACGCCUUUUUAUUCUAUUUUCACGCCCCAUUUGGUAGCAAACAAAGAGUUUAAAAGAAUUAUAAACCAUAUCUCCCACGACUCCUAUAGAACGUUAGUAACUGUUUAAAACACGAUCAGGAUAUUUAGAUAUUAUGUGCUAAAGGUGUCCCAUCUUUUGCCACAGUACUAUAACUUUAAUUUUUCUUCAAAUAAUUUGCUAUUUUUUUCUUGCCCCUAGUUUUAUGACAAAUUCUUGAGCCAAAGUAUAUUAGUUUUUAGUAAAAUUAGAAAGUUUUUAAGUUAAAACUUAACUGUAUAAUUCCAUUUAUUCAAUCAACGAAACCAGUUACUUUGUACUAUAGCAGAAAAAUUAGAUUUUUGCUUCGUAAGACCUAAAUGCUAUUACUGAAAUGUGUUUUAUUUUCUUCCAAUGUAGUUUAUCAUAUUGUUAAUUUCUCUUUAAAUGAAAUAUUAACUUUUACUUCAAUUUAUUCGAUGCACUGCAGUUUGUAUUCUUACUUUUCACAAUAUUGGAUUCUACUAUAUGGUCGUUACAAAAAUAAAAAAAUA
This is a messenger RNA of Ciona intestinalis (vase tunicate), 3548 nucleotides long. NCBI's taxonomy places the organism in Eukaryota, Metazoa, Chordata, Ascidiacea, Phlebobranchia, Cionidae. The record is from RefSeq and is a predicted model, not a curated record.